Molecule: messenger RNA, 2551 nt
Organism: Arabidopsis thaliana (thale cress)
Lineage: Eukaryota; Viridiplantae; Streptophyta; Magnoliopsida; Brassicales; Brassicaceae
Gene: CRTISO
Product: carotenoid isomerase
Exons: 13
Coding region: 565-2352 (595 amino acids)
Biological process (GO): carotenoid metabolic process; carotenoid biosynthetic process
Cellular component (GO): chloroplast membrane
Molecular function (GO): oxidoreductase activity; carotenoid isomerase activity
Source: RefSeq, marked reviewed
AGGAAUCUUGGUGACCCAAACUAUGCAACAAGAAAAUCAACUUGCAUUCAACUUUUCAUAGCUAUUCCAACUUGGUUGGGUCUCUUAAAGGCAAAAGAGCUCACAUAUUUUUGUAUCCUUAACAAAUCUUGCCGUAAUGUUGUUUCUUUUGUUCAGAUUAUGGUUUUAAUGUUUAAUCAAAGCUUGUACAAGUGUAACGUAGUAUACACAUAACGUAAUCAUGAUCAAAGAAGGGCAAGAAUCAUAUGAGACCAAAAAAAUAAUGACAAGCCAAGGCAAUGGGAAAGGAAAACAAAUUCAGAAAACUGAAAUGAAGAUGAAGAAGAGCAGAUGAUGGAGAAGAGAAUCAGAUUGACCAUAACAGUGGAUCGAGCUUGUCAGUCGUUUUUCGUGCCAUAUAGAUAUGAUGAGAAUCAAAGAGGGGUAUACAACGUGAUGAUUUUGAAGGGUAUAGUUGUCAUUCUUCUUACUGUAGAUUCUGAUUGAGGGGUAGGUAAUUUGAUUUCGCUGUAGAAAUUGAUUGGUUUUGGGAAAUAUUCAAUCCAAGGAUAGUGUCGAGCAACCAUGGAUUUGUGUUUUCAAAAUCCCGUAAAGUGUGGUGAUCGUUUGUUCUCCGCAUUGAAUACCUCUACGUAUUACAAGCUGGGUACUUCGAAUUUAGGGUUUAAUGGUCCAGUUUUAGAGAAUCGGAAGAAGAAGAAGAAGCUGCCUCGUAUGGUUACAGUGAAAUCCGUUUCUUCAAGUGUGGUUGCUAGUACCGUACAAGGGACGAAGAGAGAUGGAGGAGAGAGUCUGUACGACGCCAUUGUUAUCGGUUCUGGGAUUGGUGGAUUAGUUGCUGCGACUCAGCUAGCUGUGAAAGAAGCUAGGGUUUUAGUUCUUGAGAAGUAUUUGAUUCCUGGUGGCAGCUCUGGUUUUUACGAGAGAGAUGGAUAUACUUUUGAUGUUGGCUCUUCUGUCAUGUUUGGUUUCAGCGAUAAGGGGAACCUAAACUUGAUAACUCAGGCAUUGAAGGCAGUUGGUCGUAAGAUGGAGGUUAUACCUGAUCCUACCACUGUCCAUUUCCAUCUCCCCAAUAAUCUUUCUGUUCGGAUUCAUAGGGAAUACGAUGAUUUCAUCGCUGAGCUUACGAGCAAGUUUCCUCACGAAAAGGAAGGGAUCCUUGGAUUCUAUGGUGACUGUUGGAAGAUCUUCAACUCAUUGAACUCCCUGGAACUAAAGUCACUAGAAGAGCCUAUCUACCUUUUUGGACAGUUCUUUCAGAAGCCGCUUGAAUGCUUGACACUCGCUUAUUACUUGCCCCAAAAUGCUGGGGCUAUAGCUCGGAAGUACAUAAAGGAUCCUCAAUUAUUGUCUUUCAUUGAUGCAGAGUGUUUCAUUGUGAGCACAGUCAAUGCUUUGCAGACGCCAAUGAUCAAUGCAAGUAUGGUUUUAUGUGACAGGCACUAUGGAGGAAUUAACUACCCGGUUGGUGGAGUUGGUGGGAUUGCCAAGUCUUUGGCAGAAGGGCUUGUUGAUCAAGGCAGUGAAAUACAAUACAAGGCUAAUGUAAAAAGUAUAAUACUUGAUCAUGGAAAGGCAGUUGGUGUAAGGCUAGCAGAUGGAAGAGAAUUUUUCGCUAAGACGAUAAUUUCAAAUGCUACAAGAUGGGAUACGUUUGGGAAGCUGUUAAAAGGAGAAAAGCUUCCUAAAGAAGAAGAAAAUUUCCAGAAAGUGUACGUCAAGGCUCCAUCAUUUCUUUCAAUUCACAUGGGUGUUAAAGCAGAGGUUCUCCCUCCAGAUACAGAUUGCCAUCAUUUUGUGCUCGAGGACGAUUGGAAGAAUCUGGAGGAGCCUUAUGGCAGUAUUUUCCUCAGCAUUCCAACCAUUCUUGAUUCAUCUUUGGCUCCAGAUGGUCGACAUAUACUUCACAUAUUUACAACUUCGUCCAUUGAGGAUUGGGAGGGACUCCCUCCAAAAGAGUAUGAGGCGAAAAAGGAAGAUGUGGCAGCUAGAAUAAUCCAGAGACUAGAGAAAAAAUUGUUUCCAGGGCUCAGUUCAUCUAUUACGUUCAAGGAGGUGGGAACACCAAGAACACACAGACGAUUUCUUGCGAGGGAUAAGGGAACUUAUGGGCCAAUGCCUAGAGGAACCCCGAAAGGUUUAUUAGGCAUGCCAUUCAAUACAACGGCUAUAGAUGGUCUAUACUGCGUGGGGGAUAGUUGUUUUCCUGGCCAGGGAGUUAUAGCUGUGGCUUUUUCAGGAGUGAUGUGUGCUCAUCGGGUAGCUGCUGAUAUUGGGCUUGAGAAGAAAUCACGAGUACUUGAUGUUGGCCUUCUUGGUUUACUUGGUUGGCUAAGGACACUCGCAUAGAUCCAAUACAUUAUUUCCUUUUCUUCUUUAUUAUGUUAAUUUCUAUUGUUUUACUAUUUCUUCAUAGAAUUUUACUUUUCUUUAUUUUCUUAUUUCCUCGUUUACUUUUUUCUAGUUCUAUAUAAAGAAGACCUUCUUGUAAGAAAUACAUCUCAUAAUAAUUUUCUUAAGAAGCAUAGAGUUUUUCUCUCUUCUACUG